AUUAUAAUUUUGGUCCUAUCCCUGCUACACAAGCGUCAUGUCAGCGUUACGCGAGCAAAGCGAGGGCUGAAAAGUAAGUUGAACACAGUGAACCAUUCAUCGUGUUAGUUCACCGUAUUUAGUGGUUAUAUUCACCUUAUAUUCAAGUAAUAUAAUACACUCGACGCGGUGAAUGAUUCACCGCAUCUAGACACGGUGAAUGGAUUACCAUAUUCAUCUUAUUCCACACCCUUCACUACUGUUCGCGUGGCGCUUACGUGGUGCCUGCGUGGCGUGAAUAGGGCCAAAAUUACAACUAUAAAAUUAGUGGGGCUAUUUGUAAAAAUAAUUUUUUUGAGGGGGCCAAAUGCAAAAAAAGUCUUUUUAAAGAAACAUAGGGACUAAUCUAUGCACGCACGAAAGUUCAGGGACUGAAGUGCUAAAUUUAAAAGUACAAGGACAAAAACUGUGAUUUGUGGAUAGUACGAGGACCACUCGUACAUUUUACCCGUGAUAAAACCACCCCCCACGCCGCCCCGUUCCUUUCCCGAAGCUCUCAAUACCCUCUCACCGAGUGCUAGAGUGAGAAAGGGAUAGAGAGAGAGAGAGAGAGAGAGAAAGAGAGAGAGAGAGAGGAUAUGAAGGAGACGAUACGGUGCUGCAUCGCAUGCAUACUCCCGUGCGGGGCGCUGGACGUGGUCCGCAUAGUGCACGCGAACGGGCGCGUGGAGGAGAUCAGCGGCACGGUGAGCGCCGCCGAGAUUAUGCGGGCCCACCCCAAGCACGUCCUGCGCCGCCCCCCGCCGGCCUGCCACGUGGACGGCGCAGAUUGCCCCGCCCCGCACCCUCCCUCCUCCUCCUCCUCCUCCACCGAUCAGGCGAUGAUGAUCCUCCCCCCCUCCGCCGAGCUGCAGCGCGGGAAAAUCUACUUCCUCAUGCCCGUGGCAUCGUCCUCCUCAUCGUCAUCGUCAUCGUCAUCGUCAUCGUCAGAAAAGCGCAGGAGGAGGAAAAAAGAAGCAGAGAAAAAUAACAACAAUAAUAAUAAUUAUAAUAAUAUUUAUCGUAAUUCUAAUAAUAAUAUUAAUAAUAAUAGCGGCCGCAGUAGCAACAACAGCAGUAAUAGUAGUAAUAAUAAUAGUAGUAGUACUGCAAGCAGAAACAAUGAUAAGAUGGUGGUGGUGGUGAACGAGAGGUAUCUGUCGGAGAUACUGUCGGAGAAGGCGUCGCGACGCGGCGUGUGGCGGCCGCACCUCGAGAGCAUCUCCGAGGCCGAUUUCUGAACUUGGUAUUAUUAUUAUUUUUUAAAAAACUUCCACCAUUUACUUGCUAAUUUGUUGCUGUUAUAUAUAUAUUUCCUUUUUGAUUCUAAAAGCUUUGAUCCUUAAAUUUGAUCAAGUCAUUUUACAAGGUGAAGUGGUCUCUUUGUAAAGAGAGUUACAUUUCUUUUUCUUUUCUUUUUCUUUUUUUUUUUUGUUUUCUCAAACAGUGUUUCUUUAUUUUUUGGUUUUAUUUGUUUUGGUAAAAGAUUCCCUCACCUAUAGAUAGGUAAA
This is a messenger RNA of Ananas comosus (pineapple), 1529 nucleotides long. RefSeq names its product diacylglycerol kinase A-like. The record is from RefSeq and is a predicted model, not a curated record. NCBI's taxonomy places the organism in Eukaryota, Viridiplantae, Streptophyta, Magnoliopsida, Poales, Bromeliaceae.